CGCGGUUUUGCCCGGUCGUCGGGAUGGUGGUCAUUGCUGAUAUAGCAAAGAAAGAGAGAGGGUAACUGUGCCGCGAGUCAAAAGUAGGAAGGAGGAUGAGCGCAAGGCGGGUCGCUGUGGAUGAAAGAUUCAAGGACUCCGCUUUAAGACAGCGCGUUUUCUCCCCCUUCCGAAUUCUCAUCAGUAGGAUGAAGCCGCUGACGAGAAGGGACCCAGUCUGGCCCCUCCAUUACAAGGAAGGAUGUUCUUCGAGUGACAUUGACGGCCGAGAUGUCUGCGGUGCCGAAUGAUCAACAUCGGUGCGUACCUGCACGUAUCAACGUUGUGGCUGGAUGG
Gloeophyllum trabeum ATCC 11539 is the source of this 336-nucleotide messenger RNA. RefSeq lists its product as uncharacterized. The record is from RefSeq and is a predicted model, not a curated record. Lineage: Eukaryota; Fungi; Basidiomycota; Agaricomycetes; Gloeophyllales; Gloeophyllaceae. The transcript has a single exon. Bases 96 to 290 code for a protein of 64 amino acids.